This is a messenger RNA of Erythranthe guttata (spotted monkey flower), 643 nucleotides long. Its product is annotated as protein translation factor SUI1 homolog 1. Gene Ontology annotation, biological process: translational initiation. NCBI's taxonomy places the organism in Eukaryota, Viridiplantae, Streptophyta, Magnoliopsida, Lamiales, Phrymaceae. Gene Ontology annotation, molecular function: translation initiation factor activity. The record is from RefSeq and is a predicted model, not a curated record.
CGGCUAUAAAUUCGAACCCCCAAACGGCACCUUCUCACAAAAUUAAAUUCUUCCGAAGCAAUCAUCUUGCUAGAUUUCAGAGUUUUCGAGUGCACUAAAGAAAUUUUCAUGGUUGAACUAGACAUUCAAAUUCCAUCUGCUUUCGAUCCAUUUGCCGACGCCGAAGACUUGGGUGCCAUCGGAGCAAAGGAGUAUGUACACAUACGCAUACAGCAGAGGAAUGGAAAAAAGAGCUUAACUACCGUGCAGGGUUUGAAAAAGGAAUUCAAUUACGAAAAGAUCCUUAAAAACCUCAAGAAAGAGUUCUGCUGCAACGGCAACGUCGUUCAGGACAAAGAGCUCGGCAAGGUUGUUCAGCUUCAAGGCGACCAGCGAAAGAAUGUUUCCCAGUUUCUGAUCGGUGCUGGUAUUGUCAAGAAGGAUCAAAUCAAGAUCCAUGGUUUUUAGAUUAAGGAAGAAGAAAAAUCGAGUUUUUAUAAUUAAGUGUGGUUUUGUGUGGAGUGUUUUCGAGUUUCUUGCCUUUGUUUCUGUUUCGUUUUUGUUUCGGUUUGAAUCUUGAUUUCGCCCCGGGGUAUGUGCCAUGGGGUGUUUGGUGAACUAUGUAUGUGUUUGGUUUUCUAAUAACAUUGAUGAUUUAUGUUUA